This is a messenger RNA of Trichogramma pretiosum, 1201 nucleotides long. It is a transcript of the gene Tpx-3, whose product is annotated as peroxiredoxin-like. Lineage: Eukaryota; Metazoa; Arthropoda; Insecta; Hymenoptera; Trichogrammatidae. The record is from RefSeq and is a predicted model, not a curated record. The transcript is spliced from 3 exons. Bases 246 to 971 code for a protein of 241 amino acids. Gene Ontology annotation, molecular function: thioredoxin peroxidase activity. Gene Ontology annotation, biological process: cellular response to stress; hydrogen peroxide catabolic process; cell redox homeostasis. Gene Ontology annotation, cellular component: mitochondrion; cytosol.
ACUCGAGAUAAUCAGAAUUCUGCUCGGUGGUAUUUUCGAUACCAGAUAGGUAGUCGUAGUAUAUAAAUACGGAGCCAACGCGUGUGCGAAUUCAUAUACGUUUGUGUAUUGCACGAUUUGCGAAUCGAAAGUGUAUUACAUAACCUUGCAUGAAUUUACAUUGCGGCACUUUAUUCGAGUCGUGUAUAACUAGAUAGGACAGCAACAAUUGAUCGGUUCUUCUUAAUCAACAUUUUUAUUCAACAAUGUCUCGCUUUUUGAUCAACCUUUUGCCACAGGCCAAGAAGUUGGCAACUGUAACUUCGUCGAAUCUUAUCCAAGCCAGUCGACUUCGAUCGAACGAUAACGUGCGAUUUUUCUCGGCAAGCUCGAGAUUGCUGUCCAAGCUAGAAAUAUCAAAGCCUGCACCUGAUUUCUCAGGCACCGCUGUUGUCAAAGGUGAUUUCAAAGAAAUCAAGCUGAGUGAUUAUAAGGGAAAAUAUGUUGUUCUGUUCUUCUAUCCCUUAGAUUUUACAUUUGUAUGUCCCACUGAAUUGCUGGCGUUCAGUGAAAAAGUUAAAGAAUUUGAGGCCUUAAACACACAGGUGGUUGGAGUUUCGAUUGAUUCUCACUUCAGUCAUUUAGCUUGGCUUAAUACGCCAAGAAAAGAAGGUGGACUAGGUGGUGAUCUAGGCUAUCCUUUGCUCAGUGAUUUAAACAAGAAAAUUGCCUCAGAUUACAAUGUCCUCAUUGAAGAUCAAGGUAUUGCGUUAAGAGGCCUUUUCAUUAUUGAUAAGGAAGGACUUUUGCGUCAGAUCACAGUUAAUGAUUUACCUGUUGGAAGAAGCGUUGAAGAAGUUUUAAGAUUAAUCAAAGCCUUUCAAUUUGUUGAGAAGCAUGGUGAAGUAUGCCCUGCAAAUUGGCAACCAGAAUCUAAAACUAUUAAGCCAAAUCCCAAAGAUAGCAAGAAAUAUUUUGAAUCAGUCAACUAAGUGCUAUGUAUAUUAGUUUUAUUUCAAAACAUUUUUUAUGUUAUUUUUUACAUUAGAAUCUACAGUUUUGUUAAAUGUCAUUAUUUUUUUUUAUAAAAUUCUUUGCAUAGUUGGGUAAUGUAAAAAGCUUUUCUAAUGUAGUGAUAGUUUACUCACUUUUGCAGACAAACAAAUGUAAUCUACUUGUAAUUUUUUUUUAAAAAUUCAAUGAAUAAAAGAAUAUAAAUUUU